Gastrolobium bilobum is the source of this 1174-nucleotide messenger RNA. RefSeq names its product peroxisomal membrane protein PMP22. The transcript is spliced from 7 exons. Gene Ontology annotation, cellular component: cytoplasm; membrane. The coding region runs from base 183 to 737 and encodes 184 amino acids. The record is from RefSeq and is a predicted model, not a curated record. Lineage: Eukaryota; Viridiplantae; Streptophyta; Magnoliopsida; Fabales; Fabaceae.
GAGAAAUAUGGCCAAAGCAAAAUAAAGAAAAGAGAGAGAAAAUGAAAGCAAAAUCCAAUAGCGGAUAAUGUCCUGUCCUUCCAUUUUGGGAAGAUAUUUUGAAACCGCAACGAUAAUAAACAAUCAUUUUCUUAAACAUUAGUCACAGACCCAGUUACCCGUUUCCAGUCAGAGGAAGCAAGAUGGGAUCUUUAGUUAAGAAGGGACUGAACAAUUACUUGAAACAGCUCCAGCAACAUCCUUUGAGAACCAAGAUAAUCACUGCAGGGGUGUUGUCGGGGAUCAGUGACACUGUGUCUCAGAAGCUUACUGGGAUACAGAAAAUUCAAUUCAAACGACUUCUUCUCAAAGUGAUUUUUGGAGCGGCUUAUCUUGGACCCUUUGGACACUUCUUUCAUAUUAUACUGGAUAAAAUUUUCAAAGGAAAGAAAGAUUCAAAAACUGUGGCCAAGAAGGUUCUGAUUGAACAGUUGACAUCUUCUCCUUGGAACAAUUUGCUUUUCAUGAUUUACUACGGAUUAGUUGUUGAAGGUCGACCUUGGGUGCAUGUGAAAGCUAAAGUUAAGAAGGAUUACCCAUCAAUACAGUACACAGCAUGGACGUUUUGGCCUGUUGUGGGGUGGAUAAAUCACAAAUUCAUGCCUCUUCAUUUCCGUGUUGUUUUCCACAGCUUAGUAGCAUUUUGCUGGGGAAUAUUUUUGAACCUUCGAGCACGAUCUAUGGCAUUGACUAAAUAAGAUUUAAGUUUACAGUCUUCCAAGUAGAUGCUCCUGCUUGCUAUGAGUCUAUUACUCCUCCCAGGGUAGUAUGCAUCAGUUUAAAGGAAUGGGAAUAUUGUGGCAGGCUCUUUUCUGUUUUAUGUAGGCAUGAUUAAAUGGUGGUGCUGGGAAUUUGGAAGUUCGUUAACUUUAUCCUCGUAUGCAAACGUCAAUGGAUAUUGGAAACAAGACAGUAAUUUAGGAGCACACGGUUCGUUGUUCAUGACAACUUUGCCAUUGGGUGAAUACAUUUUUGGAGAAUUAUUGCAUCAUCCUAGAGGAAGUGCUUUUUCUUCCUCCACCAUCUCAUGCAAUUACUACUAUAAACAUCGAUCCACAAAAACAAUGGUUAUAAUUGAUGCGCUAUGAUAAAAAUUCUGAAGGUUAUAAUUUCUCUACAUUUUGCAAUUUAUAAU